AUGGAUGCUCUCGCAACCAAUAUUGCGCGGCUCGCCGACUCUUGUGCCGCCGACAUUCGCGCUGCCGUAGUCGCAGAAACAAACGGCGGCCAGAACCUACCGCAUCUCACGUCGGCAUGCAGCGCCCUGGAAGCGCUCCAGCGCAGCGCCGUGCAGCUCCGCGGCAGCCUCGCCGCCGCCACCGUUUCGGAAGCGCUGAGGAUGAGCGUGAUGCAGUCGCUGGGCGCAUGCCACACCCAUGCGGCGUUGCUGUUUAAGCAAGUGGCGCGACUAGACGCAGAUAAUGCGAUAAAAACAAGGGAAGACUUCUGGACGGUGCUGGGGGCGUUUGUUGGGGCGCACGUGAAGCUCUUUGCAUGCUACGCUGAUCUUCUAGCUACGACAGAUGGCCAGGAUGAGCGUCUCAAUGCCGCCGCCAGCCAGGAAGUCGUCCACCAGGCCGCGCAUGCCGUCCGUCUCGCCAUCAACGCACCCGACAUCUUCGCUGACGAGCCCUCGCACGCAGCUUCUCUUCCCUAUUCCGUCAGGGACGUCGAGGCGCCUCCUCCGUAUGAGUCUAACCCAGCACCACCACCAGCCAGCGGCAUCCUGCGCCGGGCAUCCCACGACAGCGAGGCUGCCGGCAGCAGCAGCGCACGCAGUCGCGCCUGGGCCAAGAUAGCAUCCCCCGUCAAAGCCAUCCGGGGCCACAUGGGCGCCGGCGUCGUCCUCCCCUUUGUCGACGAGCUCUGCGCGGCGGCUGCGGGCGGCCAGGCCAAGCAGGUCGAGGCUCUCGUGGCGCAGGGCGCAUGCGUCGACGGCAUCAGCAGCCACAACGACACGGCGCUCGGUCUCGCCGCCGCGCACAACCACAUAGACGUCGCCAGGACCCUGCUACAAGCCGGCGCUCAAGCCACCUUCCACAGCCCGCACCGUAUGCCCCCAGUCUUUGUCGCCGCAGCCGCCGGCCACAGAGACCUGGCGCUUCUCCUCCUUGAGCGCGGAGCGUCGGUAACGGCCAAGGACAUGCGCGGCCAGCCGUUCCUCAUCCAGCUCGUCGACGAGGGCGACCACGCGGCGAUGCAGUUCCUGCUCCAGCACGGCGCCAACGCCAACGCCAAGGACAUCACCGGCCGGACGCCGAUUGUGCACGCCGUCGCGACCAACGACGUGUCCAUGGCGACGAUUCUGCUCGCGUUUGGCGCGGACCCCAACGCGCGGGACCUCGCCGGCCGGCCGCUCCUCGUGCAGGCCGUCCAGAACCAGAACGGCGCGCUGGUGCGCUUCCUCCUCGACAGCGGCGCCGACAGCAACAGCCGGGACAUGACGGGCGCGUCCGUGCUCGCGGUCGCGUGCCAGAAGCACGUCAAGACGAGCGAGACGGUGCAGCUGCUGCUGCGGCGCGGCGCACGGCCCGACUCGACGACGGUGACGGGCGUCACGGUGCUGGCGGACGCGCUGGGGCGGCACAGGGUCGACCUGGCGCGGGUGCUGCUGGAGCACGGCGCGGACGCGGGCGCGACCGAGGUGACGGGCCAGCCGCUGGUGAUUACCGUGGUGAGGAGCAGGAAGGUGGUGCUCGAGGACAAGAUGGAGCUGCUGGGGAUGAUGCUGAAACGGGGCGCGUCGGUGCAGGCGCGGGACUUUGUGACGAGGGAGACGGCGGUGGAGGUGGCGCGGAAAGUCGAGUGUAAAAAGGUGGUGAAGCUGCUAGAGUCGUACGAGAAUGCAGAGUAG
Molecule: messenger RNA, 1716 nt
Organism: Akanthomyces muscarius
Lineage: Eukaryota; Fungi; Ascomycota; Sordariomycetes; Hypocreales; Cordycipitaceae
Exons: 2
Coding region: 1-1716 (571 amino acids)
Molecular function (GO): protein binding
Source: RefSeq, a predicted model, not a curated record